Messenger RNA from Tetranychus urticae (two-spotted spider mite), 1438 nucleotides. RefSeq lists its product as uncharacterized. NCBI's taxonomy places the organism in Eukaryota, Metazoa, Arthropoda, Arachnida, Trombidiformes, Tetranychidae. The record is from RefSeq and is a predicted model, not a curated record.
ACAGAAAGUGAAAGCAACUAAAAGGAUUAACAAGUAUUCAAGUUCUGUAGUUGUAUUGUUUUUUUUCUAAGUUAAAAUGAUAUCCAAAUUGGUAUUAGUCGCUUGUUUGGUAUAUAUCUCAACAAUUUCAUGGAGUAAUGCUGAAUCUUUGGAUACAGAGUCAAGUGCAACUGGAUUGACUGUUGGUGAUUUAGUUGCUGCUGCAACCAAUGGCUGGGAACAUAAAGGAUGGAGUCAGCCAAAAGGUUGGGAUGCCAAAGGUUGGGAACACGAUGAAUGGGCUUCCCGUGAAGGUAAAAAAGGCGGCCACAUGAAUAAAUAUAAGGAUUGGGGAGAUAAAAACAAGAAAUACGAUGACUGGAAGAAACACAGUGAAGAAUGGGGCAAAAAGGGAAAUGGAGCUCAUCACGAUGAAAAACAUUGGGCUGACAAAGGAUGGAAAAAGUAUGACGAUGGAAAGAAGGGUAAAAAAAUGGAACACUGGGAUCAGGGUAAGAAAGAAGACCACUGGAAGAAAUGGGAAGAUAAAUGGAAUUACGACAAAGACAAAGGUCAUGGUUAUGUAAAAUCUUACUCAUGGGACAAGGAACAUGCCAAGAAGUAUAAGCAAGGAUCAAAGGGAGGUCAACACAAGGACUACAAACACGGAGAGAAGAAAGACAUUUGGGAAAAACACAACGCUAAUGACCAGGGACAUUGGAAACAAGGUGGCUACAAACACAACGAUGACUGGAAACACAAGGAUUACAAGAAGAACUGGGGUGACCACGGUCAACACAAGAAAAAUAAUGAAAAAUGGGGAAAGGAGAAAUACGAUGAUGGACACCACUGGGCCCACAAAAACCACAAACAUGGUUGGGACAAACAACAUGGCUGGGGACAUGGUGGCCACGAAUAUUAAACUAGACCAAUCUAACUAAUAUAAUCUUGUAAUUAGACUACUCAUAAAGCUGACAACAAUCUCAAACAUCGACCAAACAUAUCCAGUAAUGGUUAAAAUAGUGUUCACUGCCUUUAGACCAUUCAAUUAUGUUAACAAUCAUGACCACAAUCGAUACCCUUUACAAGCAAACUUUGAUGAUUUGGUGUUUUGCUUUAUUUCCGUCAGCAAACAUUUUACAUUCAAGGUUCAACUGUUUGUGCGUGCCAGAUAAACCCCAAAAAAAUCCUCUCCUUACUCUUCUCCUAACCUCUCCUUGCCCAAUUGAACAACAUCUUUCUGAUUUAACUUGAAAAUCGAUCAAUGGUUAACUUGAUGUUAUUACCUUUUGUUGAAAUAUGAAUGGAAUGUUUUUUCUCUGUUAAACCUUUAACUCUUUUAAAUAUUCACAUGUAAUACCAAGAUGAGACUUUCAAAUCUCACAAUUUUCAUCAUUUCAUGGCAACUCUAUUCAUUUUGUAUUUAUAUGAUUGCCCUUUUGACCAAGGGUUCAAAAAA